AUGGAUGACUUUCUGUCCCUGUCUCACCUCACCCACUACCCGGACAACUGCCUCUGUUCAUUCUAUCAAGUUGGACUUAAUGCCACCACACGAGUGCAGUUGUCCAAGGAUGGUCCUCGAGAGAGCCUCGCCGCCUUCAUCAAGUGGGUGCUGGUGUCCUGCAAGUCCCAUCUAACCGUGGACAUUGCUGACAACAACACCAGCCCCACUCAGGACCUUGAGCCUAGCCCACCCUCUCCCCGCAGUAUGGAGCAUAAGCCUGAGCCCACCGAUGAUGGAGAGCCAUUUCCCGCUGCGAUCCACGAGCCAGAGGGAAACCACGCGGCUGAGAAGAGGAUCGCGAAGGACGCGAUACAGCCGGUCCCUCCAGCCGAGAUGAGGUCGGGCUUCUACAGCCCAUACUUCAUCGUACCCAAGAAAGGCGGUGGGUUACGACCGAUCCUGGACCUGCGCGUACUGAACCGGGCCCUUCACAAGCUCCCGUUCAGGAUGUUGACGCAGAAACGCAUCUUUCAAUGCGUCCGUCCUUUCGAUUGGUUUGCAGCGGUCGACCUCAAGGACGCGUACUUUCAUGUCUCGAUUCUCCCUCGACACAGACCGUUUCUCCGCUUUGCGUUCGAAGGGCGAGCAUAUCAGUACAAGGUCCUCCCCUUCGGGCUAUCCCUGUCGCCUCGUGUCUUCACCAAGGUCGUGGAGGCAGCCCUCGUUCCAUUGAGGGAAGCGGGCAUUCGCGUUCUCAACUACCUCGACGACUGGCUCAUACUGGCCCAGUCCCGAGCGCAGUUGUGCGAACACAGGGAUAUGGUGCUCAGUCACCUCAGCCGAUUGGGGCUUCGGGUCAACUGGGAAAAGAGCAAACUCUCUCCGGUGCAGAGGAUCUCUUUUCUCGGCAUGGAGCUGGACUCGGUCAACCUCUCGGCACGUCUCUCAGUAGAGCGUGCGCAGUCGAUGCUGAACACAGAUGCCUCUGCCAGGGGCUGGGGUGCCAUGUGCAGUGGGAAUGCAGCUGCGGGGCUCUGGUCGGGGCCCCGACUACAGUGGCAUAUCAACUGCCUCGAGUUGCAAGCAGUAUGGCUGGCUCUGCGCCGCUUCAAAUCGCUGCUACACGACAAGCAUGUACUGGUCCGUACGGACAGCACUGCGACCGUUGCGUACAUCAACCACCAGGGCGGUCUACGCUCCCGUCGCAUGUCGCAACUCGCCCGCCAUCUCCUCCUCUGGAGUCAGAAGCAUCUGAGGUCGCUUCGCGCCGUUCACAUCCCAGGCGAGCUCAAUCGUGCAGCCGACGAGCUCUCACGUCAGCCCGCCCUUCCGGGAGAAUGGCGACUCCACCCCGAGACAGUCCAGCUGAUUUGGAGACGCUUUGGGGACGCUCAGGUAGACCUGUUUGCCUCCCCGGACACGUCCCAUUGCCAGUGGUUUUACUCCCUGGCCGAGGGACCCCUCGGCACGGACGCACUGGCGUGCAGCUGGCCUCGGGGCCUACGCAAAUAUGCGUUUCCCCCAGUGAGCCUUCUCGCACAGACACUGUGCAAGGUCAGGGAGGACGAGGAGCAGGUCCUCUUGGUGGCGCCAUACUGGCCCAGUCGGACUUGGUUCCCCGAACUGAUGCUCCUCGUGACAGCCCCUCCUUGGCGAAUUCCUCUGAGGAGGGAUCUCCUUUCUCAGAGAGGGGGCACCCUCUGGCACCCGCGU
Sinocyclocheilus grahami is the source of this 1695-nucleotide messenger RNA. RefSeq lists its product as uncharacterized. The annotation marks the transcript as partial. Lineage: Eukaryota; Metazoa; Chordata; Actinopteri; Cypriniformes; Cyprinidae. The transcript has 3 exons. Gene Ontology annotation, molecular function: nucleic acid binding. The record is from RefSeq and is a predicted model, not a curated record.